UAAUUAGUUGCCUAGAAUCAUAGAUCAUAUAUAAUUCGACCCACAGAUGGAUAAUUAUACCACACGAAAAUGCCUAAACAUCUGACAGUGACAGCUGUCUCUAACCUCACUUUUAAACAUGGUCCGUUUAUAGAAUAGUUACGAAUUAAAGAUGUCGUUUGGAAGAGCCAGUUCUAAGGAUUUACCGAAAGAUGCCAAAGUUUUAACUGAAGAACAGGCCCUAGGCUUCCAGAUAGAAAUUAUAAAAAAGUGGCCUAGUAGAUUAGAGGUGGCUGCUCUAAGGUAUGGUCCCUUCCUUCUUGGUGCGGCAUCUGUAUAUACAGGGGUGUUUUUAAACAGUCACUUUAGAAAAAAGUUGAUGCUGUUUCAUUACGGAAAACUGUCGACGUAUUUGCCCAUUGUGGUACUGCCUGCUGCAUCAAGCUUAUUGUACCACUACGAAUUUGUCUUGAAAGAUAUUGUGCUAAUGAAAACACCCUGUCCAACAUGCAUUGAACUACGUUCAGCAGCUUUUCAGGCGCUGUUUGGUGUCAUUUUUCCGCUUAUACUAGCCCCACUCGGAUGUGCAGCUGUGUCACAAAGGUACAAAACUUACUAUUUGCCAGACCCGAAAAACGAUCCAAAAUUAGCAUUUAACGAAUUUAAGAGUUUUUUUAAGCCGAUAAGUAAAAAGGUUUGGUACAUGUUUCUGGCGCAUGCCUUUUUGGGCAGUGCCUUAUCGUAUUUUGAAAUUCGAGAUAUUAUCAAUAUAAAUAAGAAACUUUCUAUACCUGAAGACGAACUUCUUUCAGAAUAGACUAAGUAUGUGAUGAAAUAGAGGUAGUAAUAUUAUUUAUAUAUUAGUUUUUUUUUAAUAAACAUUCUAAAAGAAACAUAGACCUAUUAAUUAGGCACACAGAUAAUUUUUUUAAUAAAUCAUUAAAUCAUA
Molecule: messenger RNA, 928 nt
Organism: Sitophilus oryzae (rice weevil)
Lineage: Eukaryota; Metazoa; Arthropoda; Insecta; Coleoptera; Curculionidae
Exons: 5
Coding region: 152-796 (214 amino acids)
Biological process (GO): mitochondrial respiratory chain complex I assembly
Cellular component (GO): mitochondrion
Source: RefSeq, a predicted model, not a curated record